Molecule: messenger RNA, 1561 nt
Organism: Diachasmimorpha longicaudata
Lineage: Eukaryota; Metazoa; Arthropoda; Insecta; Hymenoptera; Braconidae
Gene: Pyroxd1
Product: pyridine nucleotide-disulfide oxidoreductase domain-containing protein 1
Exons: 1
Coding region: 1-1419 (472 amino acids)
Molecular function (GO): flavin adenine dinucleotide binding; oxidoreductase activity
Source: RefSeq, a predicted model, not a curated record
AUGGAAGCAACCUUCGUCAUCAUUGGGGGAGGAAUAUCCGGCGUAUCCUGUGCGAAGAGCCUGGCGUUCCUCGCCCCAGAGGAGUCAGUCCUCCUGAUCACAGCCAACUCUCUCAUUAAGCUGGUAACAAACAUCGUUCCCCUGGGGAAAGUCUCCAUGCAGCUGAACAUCUCCGAGGAUUCAUCAGGAUCUCUGACCUCAGAGAACCCCUCGAUAAAAAUUCUGAACGAUACGGUGAGUAAGAUAAACCCGACAGAAAAAACCCUGGAGACUGCGAACAACGUGACAAUAAAAUUCAAGAAACUGUGCAUCUGCACAGGAGCCAGACCUCGUCUGAUCUGCGACAACAAUCCCUACGUCCUGGGCAUUCGUGACACAGAAUCAGUAGAGAACUUCUCUAGCCGAAUAUCGAAGGCGAGGAAGAUAGUCGUCGUGGGUAAUGGAGGAAUAGCCACUGAGAUUGUCUACAAGAUCAGAAACGUGGAGAUUGUGUGGGUGAUAAAGGACAAGCACAUUUCAGCGACGUUCGUUGAUCCUGGGGCUGCUGAGUUUUUUCAGUCGAAGUUAUUUGGAAAAGAAUCAUCAAGUGAAGACAGCAAAGACAACGAUCAUCUCUGUAAGAGGAUUAAGUACAAAGCGACGAAGGUAGGCAGUGGUGAGAGAGGAGUGGAGGGAGCAGCCCUGGGCCCUGAUUGGCAGCAAAUAUUCACCUCGAGAGGUCUGGAAAGCACCAGCAAAGUGGAAAUUGAGUACGAGUGCGAAGUGUCUAGGGUGAUGAGCCCGGAUGCUGCGGGAUCUACUGACUGGCCAGUCUUUGCUGAGCUGACGAAUGGAAAAGUCAUUGGAUGUGACUUCAUUGUUUCAGCGACAGGUGUCCGGCCAAAUACAGAUAUAGUCGGUCUGGUGGACGUUGAGAAGAGUGAGGACGGGGGAGUUUUGGUGGAUUGGAAACUAGAAACAUCGUGUGAGGGUAUUUAUGCAGCUGGGGACGCGUGCACUGCCAAUUGGGAAUUGUCUGAAAAUUGGUUCCAGAUGCGACUGUGGACUCAGGCUUAUCAGAUGGGCUGCUAUGCUGCCAAAUCCAUGGUCUCCACGCUCAGAGGUGAAUACUUUCUCCAGGAUUUUUGUUUUGAGUUGUUCACACAUGUCACCAGGUUCUUUGGGUAUAAAAUCGUUCUUCUGGGGUUGUAUAAUGGACAGAAACUCUCGGGGGAUUAUGAGAUUCUUCUCAGGGUGACUAAGGAUGAGGAGUACAUUAAGCUUGUGCUGAAGGAGGGAAAGCUGCAGGGGGCUGUACUCAUUGGAGAUACAGAUCUCGAGGAAAUGUGCGAGAACCUCAUUCUUAAUCAGCUGGAUGUGUCUAUCUAUGGGGAAGAUUUGCUCGAUCCUAAUAUUGAUAUUGAGGACUAUUUUGAUUGAAGGGGACUUUCCUUGUUGUUCUUUGGAGUGUUAUGUUUAGGGUUGUUGGGGAUAAUCAUUGAGUUGUAGAUGAGGAGAUCAAUUCCACGUUCAUUUGUAUUUGUUGUAAACAUUCGUCAUGAAUAAAGAAGAAUAAUGAGGA